AUGAGUCCUCUGCAAGAGCCCCGGGAUUGCACAGCUACGGGUCUCCUGUUGCCAGCAGCGGGAGUAGCAGCAGCAAGGGACCUGGAUAGGGACAGAGACUACAACUUCUAUGAAAGCCGGAUACGGCCUUCCUACCCACUAGACCCACGUCUUAACAUCCGAGAGGACGAUAGCACGGAGAACGAUAUAAGAGCCAACAGAACUCUCUUUCUUGGCAAUUUGGACGUCAACGUGACAGAGAGCGAGCUGCGCAGGGCUUUUGAGAGGUUCGGAACAAUUACUGAAGUGGACAUCAAACGAGCCAUCCGGGGGCAAUCCUCUACCUACGGAUUUAUCAAGUUUGAGAAUUUAGACAUGGCUCAAAGAGCAAAACUAGCCAUGGCUGGUAAACCUAUUCUCCGCAACUGUAUUAAAAUUGGCUAUGGCAAAGCUACUCCCACCAGCCGGCUGUGGGUGGGAGGUCUUGGACACUGGGUCCCAAUGGCUUCGCUAGCACGUGAAUUUGAUAGAUUUGGCACCAUUAGAUCUAUUGAUUAUCGUAAAGGGGACAGCUGGGCUUAUAUACAGUAUGAAAGUUUGGAUGCUGCUCAGGCCGCUUGUACUCAGAUGAGAGGUUUUCCACUGGGGGGAGAGCAUAGGAGACUUCGGGUGGACUUUGCUGAUGCUGAUCAUGUUUAUCAACCCCCUUAUCUUCAGCCUUUACCUUUACCCCAUUAUGACUUGGUGGGGGAUACUUUUGCACAUAGAGCUCCAGAUUCUCUUAGAGCCAGAGAGCGUACAUCACCCUUGUUAUACAGGGAAAGAGAAAGGGAAUUGUAUGGAGAUUCAGACUGGGUGCCACUUCCCAUUAGAGACCGAAACAGAGUUCCUUAUGAUUCUUUGGAAGCAUUAGACCGCCGAGUUGAUGGCUGGUCUUUGGAGAGGGAGCGAGAAAGAGAUGGCAUAAACAAGGAGCAGCCCAGAAAACGGAGGCUGGUUGAUGAAGCUCGUCAUGUAGACAGGUCACCUGAAAGUGACCGUUCCAGAAAGAGACACUGUACUAGUCCUGACAGAAGCCCUGAUGGCAGUGGAGGUCGUGAUAGUCGUUACAGUGAUACAGAUCGUGCAAACAACAGGACAGAUCAGUCCUCUCCUUCCAGAGACUGGCGGGGAAGUCUUGAAAGGGGAAUUGAAAGCAAGCGCGAUCGAAAGAAUUCUAGUCCUGUUGAAAGAGAUCGGAAACAUCGCAUUAUUGAAAAUAAAAGUCCAUUAAGAAAAGAUGAGCGGCUUGAGUCCAGCAAUAAAGUGAAAUCACCCCCAAAACAAGAAGCAAACCAAAAUCUUUGCUUGGCUUGGCAAGGGAUGCUACUGCUGAAAAACAGUAAUUUUCCGUCCAAUAUGCAUCUACUCCAGGGUGAUCUUGCAGUAGCAACUGGCCUAUUAAUUGAGGGAUCGACAGGCGGAAAGGUUGCACAGUUAAAAAUUACACAAAGACUACGUCUCGAUCAGCCCAAGCUGGAUGAAGUGACACGCCGCAUCAAAGUAGCUGGACCCAAUGGAUAUGCGGUUCUGCUUGCUGUUCCAGGUACAACUGAGAGCAAUUUUACUGGUGAUCAAGCAAGUUCUACUCAGCGUCCUUUGAGAAACCUUGUCUCCUACUUAAAACAAAAGCAAGCGGCAGGAGUCAUUAGCCUUCCUGUGGGAGGCACUAAAGAUAAGGAAAACACAGGAGUUCUUCAUGCUUUUUCCACCCUGUGA
Staurois parvus is the source of this 1737-nucleotide messenger RNA. Lineage: Eukaryota; Metazoa; Chordata; Amphibia; Anura; Ranidae. The record is from the annotation of a GenBank genome assembly.